AUGGAACUAACUGCUCAAAAUCAAGCAAUUCCACAAUUACGUCAAAGAGCAGCAGAACUUCAAGUAGAAAACGAAAAAGAUGAUACCAAACAGAUGGAAGAACUCGGUGUAGCAACUGCUGAAUUGAAAGCGUUGCGUCAAAAAAUAUCUAAUGUCAAGAAUUCACAAGAUUCCAAGAAGAAUGUUAAAUUAGAACAACAACUUGAUACAUUAUUUGACCAG
Trichomonas vaginalis G3 is the source of this 222-nucleotide messenger RNA. RefSeq lists its product as uncharacterized. Lineage: Eukaryota; Parabasalia; Trichomonadida; Trichomonadidae. The record is from RefSeq and is a predicted model, not a curated record. The annotation marks the transcript as partial. The transcript has a single exon.